Molecule: messenger RNA, 2511 nt
Organism: Rhincodon typus (whale shark)
Lineage: Eukaryota; Metazoa; Chordata; Chondrichthyes; Orectolobiformes; Rhincodontidae
Gene: nek2
Product: NIMA-related kinase 2
Exons: 10
Coding region: 254-1642 (462 amino acids)
Biological process (GO): protein phosphorylation; chromosome segregation
Cellular component (GO): nucleus; centrosome; cytoplasm
Molecular function (GO): protein kinase activity; ATP binding
Source: RefSeq, a predicted model, not a curated record
AGCUGAGGAAGCCUGUGGAAGGGGCUGGCCCACGCGCGCUUGUCGGUUGAGCGCGUUUCCGGCAGGGACUGGUCGGUAACAUCAUCGAUCCCAGCCCAAAGGGCCUAUCUCUCUCUCUUUUUCACUCACACACACGCACGCUGUUUCACGCAUCGAGACAGGGACGUGAGUGUGUCAGUGGCUGAGUCUGCACUGUUCACUCAACUCCAUCCCGGACAUCGAUGCUCGCUAUCGCUGGCUUCGUAUUAAAAAAAUGCCGUCCCGCCUGGAAGAUUAUGAGCUGCUGGAAAGCAUCGGCUCCGGUUCUUACGGCAGGUGUCAGAAGAUCAGACGGAAGUCGGACGGAAAGGUUCUGGUCUGGAAAGAAAUGGACUAUGGAUCCAUGUCUGAGGCAGAGAAACAGAUGCUUGUCUCGGAGGUGAACUUGCUUCGUGAACUUAAGCAUCCAAACAUUGUUCGAUAUUAUGACCGUAUUAUUGACAGAACAAAUACAACAUUGUACAUAGUAAUGGAGUUCUGUGAAGGAGGCGACUUGGCCAGUCUGAUUAACAAGUGUAUACGAGAAAGGCGAUAUUUAGAGGAAGACUUUGCCCUGCGUGUCCUUGCUCAGAUAGCUCUGGCCUUACGAGAAUGUCACAGACGUAGUGAAAGUGGCCGCACAGUGCUACACAGAGAUCUCAAACCUGCAAAUGUCUUUCUUGACGUGCAACAUAAUGUCAAAUUAGGUGAUUUUGGCUUGGCUAGGAUUUUGCAACAUGACACUAGUUUUGCCAAAACGUUUGUUGGCACUCCAUAUUACAUGUCUCCAUUCCUCUCUCGGGUUGAAGCUGGAUGUAGAGCUCAGAACAAGGAACAAAUUAAUCACAUGUCCUAUAAUGAGAAAUCUGAUAUAUGGUCCUUGGGAUGUCUGCUGUAUGAACUUUGUGCACUUUCCCCACCUUUCACUGCAUACAAUCAGAAGGACUUAGCAGAAAAAAUAAGAGAGGGCAAGUUCAGACGAAUUCCUUAUCGCUAUUCUGAUGAACUGAAUGAACUCCUUGGCAGGAUGUUAAACCUUAAGGAUUAUCUAAGGCCUUCUGUGGAUGAGCUAAUGCAGCAUACCUUAAUUGCUGAUUUGGUGGCUGAAGAGCAACGGAAAAUGUCAGCUGAAAGACGAGGGAGAAGAUCUUUGGAGAAUGAACAUCUUCAGGACCGUGACCCAAUGGUAACUGAGCUGAAACUUAAAGAGGAACAGCUUCAGAACAGGGAGAAGGCAUUAAAAAAGAGAGAAGAGUUUCUUGAACAACGUGAGCAGGAACUUUGCAUUCGAGAAAGACUGGCAGAAGAAAAGUUUUCUAGGGCAGAAAGCAUAUUAAAGAACUAUACCUUGAUGAAGGAAAAGCAACUACUGAAGACAGCAGUUCUCCAAUUAGAUGAUUAUAUAGAUACAGGAUCCUCUCCAGGGAAGAAGAAAGUUCAUUUUGCAGGAGGGAGUAAAGAAAACAUUCACUUCAAGGAAAGUGAUGCAACAAAGCGCCUAUGUAAACCAAAAAAUUUGGAUCUGAAGAAAAGAUUGCAAGCUGCUAAUCUCCGUGCCAGAGCAUUAUGUGAAAUGGAAAAAAAUUAUCAACUAAAGAGCCGACAACUUCUGGGCAUGCGCUAAUUUGUUUGUCAUGAACAUAUUUUUAAAAGAAAAUAUAUUUGAUGGAAUAGAAAAGCUAUGAUUUAUAGAAUGGUAGUCUAUCAUGAAUUUGACGAUCUCGUACUGUGCAAAUCAAAUACACAAUUUUGAUUUAGUCUCAACUUUUGCUUCCAUAUUGAAAUGGAAAGAAGCAUUCAAAAGGAGCACCCUCUUUCUCUUCAUGCCAUGAUUCACCUUGUCUUCUAACAUGCUGCUGCCCCACUGAGGCACUCUGCACCAUGAAUCACACAACUCUUUCCCUAUUCCACCAAUUGUUCUUCUUACUUUUAAACUUUGCUAUGGAACAUCUUACAGCAUAUACCUGCUGGUAUGGCUUCUUAAAAUGCACCAUUUCGUGACCUUGUUGUUACAUAUUUAUUUCUGUUAUGACUUAUGGUGACCCAAUGCUACCAUUUUCUCAUAUGAGAUAGAUUAGUUGUAAAUUAUUUUCAGAACACUCCAGUUUGGAGUAAACAGCUUCAUUUUAAAAUUUAAAUUCAAGUUGUUGUCAUUCUAUGUUUAAGUAUUUUCUCAAAAGUGCAUUUAUGUUUUUGCACUACCACGUUUGUAUAAUUUAUGGAUGUAACUCAACUUUGGGACCAGUAAACUUGGCAGUAUUAAACUGGCUGUCCAGUAUAUACCAAUACAUUCCUUUCUAGGAAAAGACAAUUGCACAGGGUGUAUAACAAAUGGCCAAUUGGAUACCACCAGUUUUGUCCUCAUUUAAGUUGAAUUUCUUUUGGAUUUAAUGAAAAGCUGUUUGCUAACUUUUCAUUCUUUGUAGCAGUACAGAUGUAAAUUUAUCUUAUUUGUGAAUGACUACAGUCGAUAAAAUCAAUAUUUUUAAGCUA